UUUGUAAAAAAAAAAAAAAAAAAAAAAUCAUCUCCUCCCCUCCGGCACGGUGGCCUCGGCGCCGUCGCCGGUGGCUCUCUCUUAACCCUUCCUCUUUUCUUCUUUGCUUUCCCCUCGCUCUACGUCCUGCAGCUGAUAUGUCGAAGCCCUAGGGAGCUCUGCCGGAAGCUGGCUCUCUGGAUCUGGAGCUCGGUGACAGAUCUAGUCUAUGGUGGCCUUCCCCGGUGUCAAGAUGAGGCAGCAAGGCGUUUUGGUAAGGGGAGAGUCGGAUUUUGGGUGGUGAGUACCGAUGAGCGUUUUUCCCAGAUCUGUCUUGCUUCAUCGGUUACUUCCGCGAGUUGGUGGCGCGUGGGCUUUGGAAGAGUCUCACUCGACUCGGAUCUGUCCUUUCGUCGGUGUGGAGAGGCGGUUGUCUCCGUUAGUUUGUCGCCUUGGUGUCUCGGCUUUGGACUCGGUCUCAACCCCUUUCAAGAUGUGCCUCGGAGGUCCUCGACUUCUAGACGUGCAGCGGUGGUCUCUUCUCUGGCGGUGUCAGAUGCAAGUUUCCUCGAUGGCGCGUGAAGACCUUUGGCUCUCUUGACGCGUGGAGUUGUCUAUGCUCAGGCGUCGGAGAUCCGGUGGUGUUCCUCGGUCUUUGUCUCCUCCAGCCUUCGGUUUAAACAGCAGAGAGCCCUUCUCGGAACUGUGCACCUUCUGUUUUGGGUUUCUCGAGCCGGUUCUUCUUUGUAUCUGCAACUCCGUCCUGUCACCGGUUGUUGCUUCAGCCUAGCCUUUUGAUUCAUCCUCUAGUUUUUAGAGGUGAUGCGUGUGAGAUGGUUGGACCUUCAGGUGGUCUCUGCAGGUUCAUUUUCCUCUCCGUGACGGCACGUUUGGUCUCCGGCUAUCCCAGUGCCUUGUGGGUCUUUGAUCUUCUCGGCAAGUUGGAGUCCAUCAAUGGCUUGCAGGUGCUCGUCUCAGCGUGUUUUUAGCCAGCCACAUCUCAGCCCGUUUUACGGCUUCUUUUGGCCGAAGCGUCUCUGUUUCGGUUCUAGAAAGCCUUCAGGUUAUCUCUUCACUCCCCCUAUCUAUAAAUCAAGUUCAAGUCUCGGGUUAGUGUGUCGAAUACGACCUCUCCGUAUCUCCGUACUGGUCAGGGUCUGCCAAGAGAGACGGACUUGUUGAGGAUGGCGGUUCCCCUUAAUUAGUUGGUCUGUUUCGAUUUCCAUUUUUUGAUAGUCGGUAAGAGAAAGAGAGUGUCGUGUGGAUCGAGCAGCUGUGUGUCGGCGCUGGUUUGAGAGAAAGUAUCUUUGCAGUGGUCGUCUAAAUUUCGAUUUGGUCGGCGUCGUUGGCCGCGGACUUCUGGUGAUGACGGGAACCGGUAACGGAUCCCCGAACCUUAGGUUUUUUCCCUCCCGCUGUAUUUAUGCUGUUCUCUCCUUGUGUAAUAGUGAUAAGCCUAAUCUAUUUGUGAGAUUUACUGUUUAUUCGACGACUAGCCGGAGGUCUUGUUCCGGUUCCCGUUUUUCGGGUUGAUAUUUUAAUCUAAUAUAUAUAUUUAAAAAAAAAAAAAAAAAAAAAAAAAAAAAAAAAAAAACUGUGUUUUGUAAUAUUUUUGUAAUUUGUAAUAAAUUAAUAAAUAAUGUCAAAAUUACAAAAAAGGAAAAUUUAAGAGAAUCUAAUUUUGGGCCAAGUCUAAUAAAGCCCAAAUAUGGUAACACACGUGUGUUGCUGUAUCUCGCCUUCGUCUUCUCCACCUCGACUACUGCCACAUAGCUAUCUCUCCGUCUCUGAUUCAACUUGAAUCGGUGCAAGCAGAAACACGUAGUAGGCUAAGUUCUCAGGCGAAUUGAGCUGCCUUUGGUUCGAUACAGAAAGUAUGAAACUUGAUUGAAGCUAUGAAUGCGAAUCACAACCUCUGGACGGAUGGUCUUAUCUGCGCUUUCGAGUUUCAUCAAGGUCGUCGUCGCAAGACAACCAAGUUCGACACGAGAAGCGCUCUUCACCGAGGAGAUGAUGCCCUUUACAGUGUUGUUUGUUCUUGUUGUGAUAGCAAGAAACAAGAAUGUAAAGGAGAAGAAGAAGAGCACUCGAGGAGUUACUGGCGAGCAAUUGGUUGGGACAGGCUCUCUGAGCUUGUUCAGACAGUGAAGGUUGAUGGUGAGUGGUCAGUGCAGAACGUUGAUGUAGAUCAUGAGGAUGAUGAUACAACGGUUGCUGAGCUGGCUGCUCCUUACUGGGACCGACCACUCGCGGGUCCCACGUGGUGGUGCCACGUGGAUGCUAGCCAUCAAGGUGUCGCCUCGUGGCUGCGUUACGCGCAGUGGUUGCAUCCGGCUGUUAGCGUGGCUCUAAGGGACGAGAGCAAGUUGAUCAGUGAACGGAUGAAACAUAUCUUCUACGAGGUUCCUGUAAGAGUUGCUGGUGGGCUGUUGUUUGAGCUGUUGGGGCAAUCAGCUGGUGAUCCUUUUAUAGAAGAAGAUGACAUUCCCAUUGUCUUGAGGUCAUGGCAGUCACAGAAUUUUGUAGUGACUGCGUUACAUGUUAAGGGGUUUGCUUCGAACAUUAGUGUGUUAGGUAUUACAGAAGUGCAGGAAAUGCUAAUUGCUGGUGGAGCCUGCAUUCCAAGAACCGUACAUGAACUUAUAGCACAUCUUGCAUGCCGCCUUGCUCGCUGGGAUGAUAGGCUUUUUAGGAAGUAUAUAUUUGGUGCAGCAGACGAAGUUGAGUUGAUGUUUAUGAACAAGAGAAUGUACGAGGAUCUAAAUCUUUUUACUAUAAUCCUGAAUCAAGAAAUCAGAAGGCUUUCCAACCAGGUUAUACGGGUGAAAUGGUCGCUUCAUGCAAGAGAAGAGAUUGUGUUCGAGCUGCUUCAGCAACUAAAAGGCAACACAGCAAAAGACUUGCUUGAAGGAAUAAGAAAGAGCACACGCGAUAUGAUCAAUGAACAAGAAGCAGUCCGUGGCCGCUUAUUCACUAUCCAAGACGUCAUGCAAAACACCGUUCGAGCUUGGUUACAGGAUCGAAGCCUGACGGUUACACACAACCUAGGAAUCUUUGGAGGAGUUGGUCUUUUGCUGACAAUAGUGACCGGUCUAUUUGGGAUAAACGUAGAUGGCAUACCAGGAGCUGCAGAUUCUCCACAAGCCUUUGCGCUUUUCUCAGCCAUUCUUUUCUUCUCAGGUUUUGUUCUAGUGGUCGGGGCUUUACUCUACCUUGGACUCAAGGAGCCAGAGGCAGAAGAGAACGUGGAGAUUAGAAAACAAGAGCUUGAUGAAAUGGUCAAGAAGUUUCAAAGAGAAGCUGAGUCUCAUGCUCAGGUCUUUCAGAAAGUUCCUCAGAAUAUAGAACGCACGGCUAGUAGUACUAGUAGUAGAAUGUUAGUCCAUGAUCCCAACGGUUACGUUCUCAUGGAAUGAAAAUCAAAUAAAGGUUUGGUUCUCUUAUUGGUGUUUGAAAUCAAAUAAAGAAUGUUAAUACCUUUGAUAUUAGUCAAGAAGAAACAAAAGUGAAAGAACCAUAAUAUAUAUAUAGAAACCUUUGAUAUUGGUUA
Brassica rapa (field mustard) is the source of this 3529-nucleotide messenger RNA. RefSeq lists its product as uncharacterized. NCBI's taxonomy places the organism in Eukaryota, Viridiplantae, Streptophyta, Magnoliopsida, Brassicales, Brassicaceae. Gene Ontology annotation, cellular component: membrane. The record is from RefSeq and is a predicted model, not a curated record. Gene Ontology annotation, biological process: transmembrane transport; metal ion transport. Gene Ontology annotation, molecular function: metal ion transmembrane transporter activity.